Culex pipiens pallens (northern house mosquito) is the source of this 1632-nucleotide messenger RNA. It is a transcript of the gene Mtch, whose product is annotated as mitochondrial carrier homolog 2. Bases 180 to 1172 code for a protein of 330 amino acids. The record is from RefSeq and is a predicted model, not a curated record. NCBI's taxonomy places the organism in Eukaryota, Metazoa, Arthropoda, Insecta, Diptera, Culicidae. The transcript has 4 exons.
UUUUCUGACAAUCAAAUCAGCAGCAGCAAUCCAGGCAAGAAAAUUUGAUAAUCCUGCAAAUCCGAUUCGGCGAUUUUAUCAGUCGAAUCCGUCGAAUCAGAAGGUCGGCUGAGCAAGUGUCCACUCGAAUCGCUUCCUAAUCCGGUGCCCAGUGACUUCCGUCAAACUCGAAGAACGCGAUGCCGACAAUGCUGGAACGGGACGAUAACGAGACCGAAUACGAGGUCAACGAGUGGAUGCGCUUCGGACUACGGCUCGGAGUGUCCACCGCACUGCAUCCCUUCGAGUACGCCAAGGUUCUGAUGCAGAUUGGCUUCGAGCCGAUUGCCCCCGUGCCGGGACGGACCCUGUUCGGGAAUCCGACCAUGAUCCUGCCCAACGUGUUCCAGUAUGCGGCCUACAUCAAACAGGUGGAUGGAUUCGCGGGUUGCUUCCGCGGACUGAGUGCGAAGAUCCUGGGAAACCUGCUGAGCGCGCACUACAGCGAACGGAUCGCUGACGAGCUGGGCUUGGAGGCUUGCGAGGGCAAGCGAGGCAAGAAGAAAGACGACCGCGUCGAGUCGGAACUGGACGACGACGAUGACGGGGCCGCGUUGGACGAUAAAUUCAAGAAGCAGCUGAAGCGCAACCUCGUGGUCCACACGGCCGGCGUGAUCAUCUCGCAGCCGUUCCACGUCAUCUCGAUCCGGAUGAUGGCCCAGUUUGUGGGCCGCGAGCGCAUCUACAGCGGGCUGUGGCAAUCGAUUCGGGAAAUUUGGACCCAGGACGGACUGUUUGGGUUCUUCACUGGGUUCGUGCCGCGUUUGCUGUGCGACCUGGGCUGCCUAGUCAUCUCCAGCUCGGCCACGUACCUCGCGAGCAAGUACCUGAUCCGGGAAGCCGAGGGCCGAGUGUACUUCUCGAGCAUCUCGCAGUUUGUCGUGUCGAGCAUGUUCUACCCGUAUCACGUGGUGUCAACCUGCAUGAUCGUCAACGGGUCCCGGCUGCGGGCCGGCAGCCUACCGAACAUGGAACCGUACCGCGACUGGCGCGAUUGCUACGCCAAGCUCAGGGCCGCCGGCAACCACAAGCGGGGCAAUUCGCUCUUCUUUAGAUACGCGGCGUCUCGUCCCACCAAAAUAUCCCCGGCCGGUGCCGGAUUCGCACCCUAUCCGGAACUGAAAAAGUUCUAGAAAACCUCGGCCAAUGGAACGCCAUUUAGUCAGCGCGAAUCGCCAAGCAACAGUAAAACCUCGACCACCUAAUUGAGAACUACAAUUUGCCGCUUGCAAGCAACAACGGAAAACGGGGAAAGACAGACAACUUCAUCUUCGUAUUGUGUGUGCGUAAACUACUGUAAGUAACUGUUUUGACUUUAGAAAUUUCACUUGUUAUCAACUUUACCUGCAAAAAAAACUCUAGAGGUGACCAAAACGUUCGUAAAAGAUAAAAAAAAAACACAAUCACAUACACAGAAAAAGAGGAAUAUUAUAGAAUUAUGACGAGCACCGGGGGAAGGCGGCAGAGAAAGACAAACAACAAAUAUUAUUACUCAACUUAAACUUAACACACUUGGUGGCAUUUUUCGGUCGCAUUUGCAACUUAUCAAAUAGUAAUCUAUAUUAUGCACUCUGAACACUGAACGCUCGACUA